Messenger RNA from Lachancea nothofagi CBS 11611, 357 nucleotides. The record is from the annotation of a GenBank genome assembly. Lineage: Eukaryota; Fungi; Ascomycota; Saccharomycetes; Saccharomycetales; Saccharomycetaceae.
AUGAACUCUCAGUCGGUGGCUCUAGCGGCUUACAGAAACGGCUUAAGAGCGACAAAGCUGGCUUUUGGACAAGAUACUCGCAUGCUUUUGGCAGCGAGGUCCCAGAUGAGAAAUGGGAUGAUAAACCCUCCAAACCCUCAAUUGUCAUCAGACCAACAGGUUCAGUACUUAAAUGACGUGGCCCAGUUUCUGAGGCGUAACAUUGUACAAGGAAAGAAGAGCGAAGAUAACAAGUACAGUCUAAACAUCCACGCUGAUACUGAGCUUGGUGACAACGAAUCCUUAAAACUGGCCAAAAAGACACUAGCUUCGCAAAACGGCGGUUGCUGUGGUGGCGGUCAGAAGCUUUACGAUUAA